Molecule: messenger RNA, 1061 nt
Organism: Verruconis gallopava
Lineage: Eukaryota; Fungi; Ascomycota; Dothideomycetes; Venturiales; Sympoventuriaceae
Exons: 1
Coding region: 325-915 (196 amino acids)
Source: RefSeq, a predicted model, not a curated record
GUUCCCCCUCGCAUGGCUGGCCAUCAUAAACACAAUCCGACGAACGGGCCGAUCAGGUAUUGGAGUUUCACAGAACAGAAGCUAGUAUGAAUUGGUUGUUUAUUCUUGGACGAUCUGCACCCAUGCUUGAUGAUUCAUACUUGCUUCUUGGCCGAUUGGCCUUGCUGUGACUCAGCUCUAGGACAAAACGGCAUAUUUGCAUGUACAUUGACGGGCUAAGUAAUCUAUUCAAAAACUUUUUUUUCUUUUGGCGCGGAUAUUUCAUAGCGAUUUAAAAGGGGCACACACCGUCAGAACCGUUAGCCCUUGUCAGAUCUCAGAGACAUGGAGACAAGCGUGUCGGUGAUGCUCGAUCAACUACACGAAUUCCUUACAACGCCGGCCGACGGCUCCCGAGUCGUCAUGAUGUGUGGCAUAGCAGGCGCUGGCAAGUCAACGCUGGCCAAGGCUAUAACCAAGCAAUAUCCAGGCUUUCACAGGCUGUCUAUUGACCAGCUCGUCUUCGAAGCACGAGGCAUCUGCGGCGUCGACUACCCCAGACGCGAAUACCAAGCUCUGCUGGACGACGCCGAGGCUCUUCUCGAGGAAAAGUUCGUCGAGCUGCUCAAGCAGAAAGAGGACGUUGUGCUAGAUCGAUCAUUUUGGGCUCGCAAAGAUCGCGAAAGGUGCUACGAGCUGCUGAGGCGGCAUGGAGCAGGUGGCCGUCAUCAGCUCGUGUAUCUGCAGGCCCGAAAAGAGUUCUUGUGGCAGCGAAUCCAGACGAGAGCAAAGGAAGCGAAGGGUGCGGACAACGCGCUGGACAUCUCCGAGAGACUUCUUGACAGGUACUGCUCUGGCUUCGAGGCGCCGACGCCAGAUGAGAACCCGAUGAUCGUAGAGACGGAAACGUCAAAGUUCCAAUUUGAGCGUGACUGAGCAUCGGCCGGAGCGUGGUGCUCUGGCUUGAGGCGGUGUUCAAACAGAACCGAGUUCGAGCGGAGCCAUCGGUUCGUUCUUUCAGCUACAGCAAUUUUUCUUUCCUGCAAAUUAACUUGCUUCUCUUCGGACGCUCUCACAGCUGG